This is a messenger RNA of Lagenorhynchus albirostris (white-beaked dolphin), 1593 nucleotides long. Its product is annotated as glutamate decarboxylase 1-like. Gene Ontology annotation, molecular function: pyridoxal phosphate binding; carboxy-lyase activity. The record is from RefSeq and is a predicted model, not a curated record. NCBI's taxonomy places the organism in Eukaryota, Metazoa, Chordata, Mammalia, Artiodactyla, Delphinidae. Gene Ontology annotation, cellular component: cytoplasm. Gene Ontology annotation, biological process: carboxylic acid metabolic process.
AUGACACAAAUGUCUCUAACAAAGGAAAACGUCAAUUUCCCUUUUUUCAAUAUUCGGAUAUUGCCCUUUGAUGGAACUGAAGAUUCUUAUUUGUUGCCAUCCAAGGAUGGCAAAGAUUUAACAAAAUGUUUUCUGCUACAAGUGGUAAAUAUUCUUCUGCACUACAUCGAGAAAACUUUUGAUGUUAAGAGUAAAAUAUUGGACUUUCAUCAUCCUCAUCAACUUCUUGAAGGUUUGGAUGGGUUUGACUUAAUAGCCUCUGACCAUCCUGAGUCUCUGGAGCAGGUGCUUGGUUACUGCACAGAUACCUUAAACUAUGGUGUUAAAACAGGACAUCCAUGCUAUUUUAACCAGCUUUCCAGUGGGCUAGAUGUGAUUGGACUUGCAGGGGAAUGGUUGACAGCCACUGCAAAUACCAACAUGUUUACCUAUGAAAUAGCUCCAGUAUUUACUGUCAUGGAAACAAUUCUUCUUAAGAAAAUGUGUGAAAUUAUUGGCUGGAGAGAAACAGAAGCAGAUGGAAUAUUUUCACCUGGUGGGAGUAUAUCAAACCUCUAUGGUGGAUUAGUAGCCCGUUAUAGGCAAUAUCCAGAGAUAAAAACAAAAGGCAUGACAGCGCUUCCAUGCAUUGUACUGUUUGUUUCUGAACAAAGUCGGGUCAAUAUUCAGUAAAAAAAAGCUGCAGCAAUCCUUGGUAUGGGAACUGAUAAUGUAAUUGAAGCAAAAUGUGAUGAAAGGGGAAAGAUGAUUCCAGCUGAGUUAGAGAAAAAUAUAUUACAAGCUAAAAGGAAGGGCCAAACUCCUUUUUGUGUCACUGCCACAGCUGGCAGCACAGUGUUCGGGGCCUGCGACCCACUCCACGACAUCGCAGAUAUUUGUGAGAUGCACAAACUCUGGAUGCAUGUGGAUGCAGCUUGGGGAGGUGGAUUGUUGCUGUCCAGAAACCACUCCUAUAAACUCAGUGGCAUUGAAAGGGCCAACUCUGUGACCUGGUAUCCACAUAAACUCAUGGGUAUCCCCCUUCAGUGCUCUGCUAUCCUGACUGGGGAAAAAGGAACCUAUGGCUUUGAGGCACAGAUCAACAGAUAUAUGGAACUUGCAAAAUACUUUUAUAAAGUUUUAAAGAGAAAAGAUAACUUUAAGCUAGUAUUUGAUGCAAAGCUAUUCACUCAUCACCCAGCCCAGGAGACCCACGGUGAACCCACGCUCAGGCUUCCUGAACCUCCUUCUGAACAGCAGCCUCUUCUCUGGCAUUGCCCUACGAAUGGGUCCCACUGCUUCAGCACUCGAGAGCUUCGGCUGUGUCUUCUCAGCCCAACAAGACCCGUCCACUGGGGCGCCUCAUCCUGUACUUGCAGCAGGCAAGUACUCCAGGGAGAAGGGGUGAGAGAUGAUCCACGUCGUUCCUGGUUCUCUUCUUUCAAGGAUCCUGGCCUUGCACUGCCUUUGUUUGAUGCCCGGGAACUGUUGCUUCAGAUGUUGUUGUCCAGUUGUACAGUUACCACUGGCUGGAGGGCAAGCACAGUACCAGUUACACUGUCAGGCCUGAGAGUGGACACCUGUCUUCUUUCCAGGGCGUUUUUAACAAAAUAG